Cuscuta campestris is the source of this 1886-nucleotide messenger RNA. NCBI's taxonomy places the organism in Eukaryota, Viridiplantae, Streptophyta, Magnoliopsida, Solanales, Convolvulaceae. The record is from the annotation of a GenBank genome assembly.
CACCAUUUCUUCCCAAAUUGCUUCUGAGAGUUAGCUUUGAGUGUGUAGAACGCAGUGGUGCUGUCAUAUUGGUGUGAGGUCGCCGGAGAUAGCCACAAUCCUUGCCGGAAGUUUCGCCGGAAAAUUUCCAAAACCUCCAUUACGCUUCGAGCUUUCUGUAUAUCCUCACAUCAAAUUUCGAUUUCGCUAAAUCUGAACCAGGCCUCAACUUGUACUUUGGGAGCUCGAAUCCGAAACCGAGGUUUAGGUUGUAAAGAAAAUGCUUGAUCGAUUCGUGAGUACGAGGACGGCAUGCCAAGUCCGGAGGAUUCUCCGCAACGGAAAGCUUACCCUCAUUUGCCUCGUUCUAACUGUCGUCGUGCUACGUGGAAAUCUCGGCGCCGGUAAAUUUGGAACCCCCGAGAAGGAUCUCAAAGACAUAGCAGAUACAUUAAGCUACUACAGGAGGCGGGCCGAGCCGCGCCGCGUGCUGGAAGAUGCGGAGCAAGCAAAUGUCACCGACGGACAUAAUACUAUUGGCGCUGCUGAUCCUGGGUCAGUGGACAGCCGUAAUUACAAAGAGUUCGACCUUACUAAGGUUAUGGUUGAUGAAGAUGAUGGCGAGCCAGAUUUCCAAAGUGAUCAGAACAAGCCGUAUAGUCUGGGUCCCAAGAUUACUGAUUGGGAUGCGCAGAGAGAGGAGUGGUUGAAAUCAAAUCCGGAUUUCCCCAAUUUCUUUGGGCCUAACAAGCCUAGGGUUUUAUUAGUCACAGGUUCGUCUCCUAAGCCAUGUGAGAACCCCAUAGGAGACCACUACCUGUUAAAAUCGAUUAAGAACAAGAUCGAUUACUGCCGGGUACACGGGAUUGAGAUUUUCUACAAUAUGGCAUUGCUGGACCCGGAAAUGUCAGGUUUUUGGGCUAAGCUGCCACUCCUGAGGAAGCUUCUGAUUUCGCACCCAGAAGUUGAGCUUUUGUGGUGGAUGGACAGUGAUGCAAUGUUUACUGAUAUGGCGUUUGAGUUGCCCUGGGAGAGGUAUAAGGACUCAAAUCUCGUGCUGCACGGUUGGGGUCACGAGAUCUAUGAGAAGAAAAAUUGGAUUGGGUUGAAUACAGGUAGCUUUCUACUGAGAAAUACCCAAUGGUCAUUGGAUCUUCUUGAUGCUCUGGCUCCAAUGGGACCAAAGGGGAAGGUUAGGGACGAAGCGGGGGCAUUACUGACCAGGGAGCUCAAGGGCAGGCCUGUUUUUGAAGCAGACGAUCAGUCUGCUAUGGUGUAUCUUCUUGCGACCCAGAAGGACAAGUGGGGUGACAAAGUGUAUCUGGAGAACCUAUACUUCUUGCACGGCUAUUGGGGUAUUCUGGUCGAUAGGUUUGAGGAAAUGAUAGAUAACUACCACCCGGGUUUUGGCGAUCACAGAUGGCCAUUGGUGACUCACUUUGUGGGUUGCAAGCCAUGUUCAAAGAUUGGAGAUUAUAAGGUGGAGAGGUGCUUGAAGCAGAUGGACAGAGCAUUCAACUUCGGGGACAAUCAGAUCCUACAGAUGUAUGGGUUCGCUCAUAAGACUCUCGAAAGCCGGAGAGUUAAGAGAAUCCGAAAUGAGACUAGCACUCCACUUGAAAUCAGGGACGAGCUUGGAUUGCUCCACUCUUCAUUUAGAGCUGUCAAAGUAUAGUCUUCUUUAGAAGAGGUAAUGCUGUUUCAUUGAUUGGAUUUCAUUCGACACAUAUACACAAGUGAAGUGAUCUUUUGUUCUCUCUCUUUUUUUCUUCUCUGUACCAUUAUUACAUUAUGCUCUGAACUACGGUUUGCCUAUAGAGCUGUGCUUGCUGUAUUCAUUCAUCUUAAUGUUUGUGUGUUAUACAUAAGUCUUGUAUUUGUAUCAUUUUCACCUAGCAGUGGUUAAA